AUGGGUAACUUUUUCUCCUCUAUGUUUGACAGGCUCUGGGGUGUCAACAAGGAAUUACGUAUUUUGAUUUUAGGUUUGGAUGGUGCUGGUAAGACAACUAUACUGUACAGGUUGCAGAUUGGUGAAGUUGUUACGACAAAGCCUACAAUUGGUUUCAAUGUUGAAACUUUGAGCUAUAAAAAUUUAAAACUAAACGUUUGGGAUUUAGGUGGACAAACAAGUAUUCGACCUUAUUGGCGUUGUUAUUAUGCAGAUACAGCAGCGGUAAUAUUCGUGGUAGAUUCAACAGAUAAAGAUCGUAUGGCAACAGCUGCCAAGGAACUACAUCUAAUGUUACAAGAAGAAGAAUUACAAGAUUCAGCAUUAUUAGUAUUUGCCAAUAAACAAGAUCAACCUGGUGCCCUAACAGCUAGCGAAGUUUCCAAAGAAUUGAAUUUAGUCGAACUUAAAGAUAGGAGUUGGUCAAUUGUAGCGUCAAGUGCUGUGAAGGGUGAAGGUAUCACUGAAGGUCUAGAUUGGCUCAUCGACGUCGUUAAAGAGGAACAGUUAUAA
Zygosaccharomyces rouxii is the source of this 552-nucleotide messenger RNA. It is a transcript of the gene ARL1, whose product is annotated as Arf family GTPase ARL1. The transcript has a single exon. Gene Ontology annotation, biological process: vesicle-mediated transport; intracellular protein transport. Gene Ontology annotation, molecular function: GTPase activity; GTP binding. The coding region runs from base 1 to 552 and encodes 183 amino acids. NCBI's taxonomy places the organism in Eukaryota, Fungi, Ascomycota, Saccharomycetes, Saccharomycetales, Saccharomycetaceae. The record is from RefSeq and is a predicted model, not a curated record. Gene Ontology annotation, cellular component: cytoplasm; Golgi apparatus.